AUGUCGAAGAGAAAGUUCGGAUUUGAAGGCUUCGGCAUCAAUCGCCAAGCCACAUACAACUUCGAGCGAUCACAAGCUCCACAGAGACUCUACGUUCCACCUUCCUCCCGCUCCAGUGGCCACGACCAUUACGAAGACACCGACUUAGACAACAUCGAGUACGACGACCGUGACAAUUCCAACGACGCCGAUAAUAAUAACGGCAGCGGUGGCGCUGACGCUGACGGUGACAAUGGUGAAAUUGACCCUCUUGAUGCAUUUAUGGAGGGGAUUCAGGAGGAGAUGAAGGCGGCGCCACCUCCCAAGGUCAACGAGAAGUUGGAGAAGUAUAUUGACGACGAAGAGGAUGAUCCGAUGGAGAGUUUUUUAAGAGCGAAGAAAGAUGUAGGGUUGACAUUGGCUUCGGAUGCUCUUCAUGCUGGUUAUGAUUCGGAUGAGGAAGUCUAUGCAGCAGCGAAGGCGGUGGAUGCGGGAUUGCUUGAGUAUGAUUCGGAUGAUAAUCCGAUUGUUCUUGAUAAGAAGAAGAUUGAGCCUAUUCCGGCGUUGGAUCAUAGUUCCAUUGACUACGAGCCUUUUAAUAAGGAUUUCUAUGAGGAACAACCUUCAAUAUCAGGCAUGGGUGAGCAUGAUGUUUCCGAGUACAGGCAGAGCUUGGCCAUUCGUGUAUCAGGUUUUGAUGUUCCAAGGCCAGUUAAGACAUUUGAAGACUGUGGAUUUUCUGUGGAGCUAAUGAAAGCUAUCACUAAACAAGCAUAUGAAAAGCCUACGCCAAUACAGAGCCAGUCUUUACCAACUGUGCUUUCUGGGAGAGAUAUAAUUGGUAUAGCGAAAACUGGUUCAGGAAAAACUGCUGCAUUUGUGCUUCCUUUGAUUGUCCAUAUUAUGGAUCAACCUGAACUUGAGAAAGAAGAGGGUCCUAUCGGGGUUAUAUGUGCACCUACAAGAGAAUUAGCGCAUCAGAUAUAUUUGGAGGCAAAGAAAUUUGCAAAAUCACAUGGGAUACGUGUCUCUGCAGUUUAUGGCGGAAUGUCCAAGCUUGAUCAAUUCAAAGAAUUGAAGGCAGGAUGUGAGAUUGUUGUUGCUACUCCUGGGAGGUUGAUAGACAUGCUAAAAAUGAAGGCACUAACGAUGUUGAGAGCAACUUACUUGGUACUUGAUGAGGCUGAUAGGAUGUUUGACCUUGGAUUUGAGCCACAAAUAAGGUCUAUUGUGGGGCAGAUUCGGCCAGAUCGCCAAACAUUACUCUUUUCAGCAACAAUGCCCCGCAAAGUUGAAAAGCUUGCUAGGGAAAUUCUCAGUGAUCCUGUAAGAGUUACUGUGGGGGAGGUUGGAAUGGCCAAUGAGGAUAUUACUCAAGUUGUUCAAGUAAUUCCUUCAGACGCUGAGAAGUUGGCUUGGCUUCAUGAAAAGCUACCUGGACUGAUCGAUGACGGUGAUGUUCUAGUUUUUGCUUCGAAAAAAGCCACAGUGGAUGAGAUUGAAUCACAGCUUACUCAGAAGGGGUUUAAAGUUGCAGCUCUUCAUGGUGACAAAGAUCAGGCUUCUCGUAUGGAAACAUUGAAAAAAUUCAAGUCUGGAACAUACCAUGUUCUUGUUGCAACUGACGUUGCUGCUCGUGGUCUUGAUAUCAAGUCAAUUAAGUCAGUGGUCAACUUUGAUAUAGCUAGAGACAUGGAUAUGCAUGUCCAUCGAAUUGGAAGAACAGGUCGUGCUGGUGACAAAGACGGAACUGCAUACACUCUGAUCACCCAGAAAGAGGCAAGGUUUGCGGGUGAAUUGGUUAACAGUUUGGUUGCUGCUGGUCAGAACGUGUCUGCGGAACUGAUGGAUCUUGCUAUGAAGGCGGGAAAAGGGCCAAAGGAAGGGGAGGCAGUGGUCGAGGUGUGCGUGGUGUGGACUUUGGUUUGGGUAUCGGAUAUAAUCCGGAAUCCAACAAUACUUCAUCAAAUGCUGUUUCAAGUCGGCCUGCAGCUGUUAAUUCACUGAGG
Molecule: messenger RNA, 1988 nt
Organism: Ilex paraguariensis (yerba mate)
Lineage: Eukaryota; Viridiplantae; Streptophyta; Magnoliopsida; Aquifoliales; Aquifoliaceae
Source: the annotation of a GenBank genome assembly